This is a messenger RNA of Scatophagus argus, 3602 nucleotides long. Its product is annotated as skin secretory protein xP2-like. NCBI's taxonomy places the organism in Eukaryota, Metazoa, Chordata, Actinopteri, Scatophagidae. The transcript has 4 exons. Bases 446 to 1747 code for a protein of 433 amino acids. The record is from RefSeq and is a predicted model, not a curated record.
UUCCCUGAAACAAAAACAGUACAACAAAAGAACCACUUAAUAAAGACAUACGUAUGUACAUUGUACAUGUGCUACCCUAAAUGUUGCCACCAGGUGGUGGAUGUCCUCCAGAGGGAACACUCCUAUGAAGGGGAGGACACUCACUUCCAGCACAUGCUUGCCUCCUCCUCUUGUAUGAAUAGUGUGACUGUGAGCGGGAGGCAGUCAGGGAACAUUCAGCAGAAGUGACCGCACUGCUCAGCUGUGUUCUCACUACAGAUACUGGACAAGAAGGCAGCAGGCCAUGCAUAAACACACAAAGAGACCAGAGGAAGAGCGAUAGCUGUCCAUGUUUUGCCUGCCACACAGUCUCUGUCUUUGCUAACAGAGAGCAGUGUGGACUUGUCUUUGCUUCAAUAACAAGGUCCAAGUCUUUAUUAAUUCAUCUCAGCUCUUGCUUUCAAACAUGGGGUGCUCCUCAUCCAGUGCACAGACUGUGGAUCAAGAGAAAAGACCAGGUUCAAAGCCAGAGGAGAGCAAUGGAGAUACAGUGGCAGUCAGAAACGGUAUUAUCGCAGAAGAUGCACAAACCAUUGAGGACCAGAUGCAGUUGCCUGUCCAGACCGCCUUACCAGAUGAUCUUCAACCAGGUGCCGAUGACGAGGCAGAGGGUGUGUUAGUAGCCAUGGAGGCCCAAGAGGAUCUUGGCUCUGGUGAGGACCUCCUGGCUGCUCCUGAGCCCCAACCAGAACCUGUUACCCCUGCAGAGCCAGCUUCAGAGGCUGCUGUUUCAGCUGAAGCCGCCACUGAACCUGAGGCUGCUAAAGUGGUGGUGGAGGCACUACCCCUUGUGGAGGAAGCUGCCCCUGUAGAAACUGUAGUGUCUGAGGCUGCUCCUGAUGUCGAAGCCCUCACUGAGGCUAAAGAGGAGACCCCUGCUGCUGUAGCUGUGCAGGUAGAGGCUCCUCCUGUUGUUGAGGAGUUGAUCGCUGUGCCAGCCGAGGCCUCUUCUGAAGUUGCCACCCCCGCCAUUGAACCUGUUGUGUCUGAGUCAGCAGAGGCCCCAGUAGUUAUGGAAGAGACAACAGCUGCAGUGGCUGAGGUCCCUGCUGAAGUGGCUGCUCCUGUAGAGGCAGAGGCUCCAGCUGACAAUGUUGCAGAAGUCCCUGCCCCAGCAACACCAUGUGAAUCCUCAGAACAAGACGAAGCUGCAGCACCAGCACCAAGUGAGGGUGCAGCCUCUGGAGAAGCUUCAGUACCAGCCCCAAUCGAGGGUGCAGCCCCAGGUGAAUCCUCAGCACCUGUAGAGGCAAAAGAGCCUAUAAUAGAUACAGAGAUUGCUGUAGCAACUAUUCCAGAGAUGCCUCCAUUAUCUUCAGCCUCAGUUGACGCUCAAGUUGAACCUCAGCCUGAAGUUGAGGAGGCACUAGCACUUUCUGUGGCUCCUGCUGAGACUGCAGAGAUGCCCUCAGAACAAACCUCUGCUCCUGCUCAAGAAGCUGAAUCAGCUGCUGCUGAGCCAGUCCAGGAGGUAGAGGCUCCAGCACCUACAUCAGAGGUUUUGGAAGCCUCUUCAGAAGCAGGUCCAGCAGUGGUUCCAGCAGCAAUUGUGGCCACAGAGUCAGCGGCAGACAGUGCAGCCCCUGCAGAGGCUCCUGUGGUUGAGUCCUCCCCAGGAGACUCUGCAGCAUUGUCAGCACCUGCAGUGGUGUCAGCGGCUGAGGCUUCUCAGGAUACAGAGAGUGAGAAAGCCAAAAAGGAGGACUGAGUUGAGAGAAGGGAUUCACCAAAGUAACAAAAAACCCAAAGCUACCAUUUUAAGGCAACUGGAAGAAAAACAAGACAAAGCAACAAACACCACAUUUUCUGUAUUGUCUCCUCAGCGCUCACCAAACUGUACACCAGAAAUAUUAAUAUGCAUUGUGCCUUAAUAACAUGUCAUUUAGGAAAGAUCAGGAUUUUUCCUAUAUUUGUAAAUAUAAACUAAUUUUUCUACUGAGACCUUACGUGCCUGGAGCCACAUAAUCUACAUGCAGGCCUGUGCAAAGAAAAUACUAUAAAAACACCAGGAUGAGACACAAGGGUGCAAUAUCCUGUGUAAUCUGUGAUGUGUUGUGACAGUGUGGUGAACCAGGAAAGGAUGUUUGUGAAGAAAAUCCUUGAGUAUUUAAUAUAGCUGCUGCUGAGGAAUACAAGCCAAACACAACUGUGAAUAAAAUUAUGCAAAGAGCUUGAGGUGACGGAAACACCUAACUGGGUGAGUGAACAACACAGGAUUACACUGCCAGUGUAAUUGUAAUUUUUAUCACCAAUAUGAAACUGAUUUUACAGGAUCACAUUUAAAAUCUGCCAUAAACUAUUUGGUGUUUACACAUUAUUUAGUUGCAGCCUUUCUAAUAAGGCUCAUUUAAUUAAUAUAGGAAUGACAGUACUAAAUGCUGAGUAACAGAGUGUACAGUGUAAUACUGAUCAGCACUUUGCAUAAAGAAGAAAAUGCAUGCAGAUGGUUAAAAAGAUCAGUAAUGACAUAAUAAAUCAUGGCCAAACUGAGGAUGCAGAUGAUCCUAGUACUGAUACGUCAUCUGGCUGUUCCAUGAAGCCAAAUUGUGCAGCUGGUCUCUAGCUGGCAGGUAAAACUAUUUUCCUGAAAAGAAAGUCACUUUGAACUACAAAUUUAAAGGAAUCGUAAAGCUUGGCAAGGCUGAUGUCACAUGCACAUUGGUUUUGGUUUGAGUGCAGCACGUACAUGUGUAGCACAGUAAGAGAUUAACUACCAUAGUGGACAUGAUUUUUAAAUUGUUAUUAGUUCUACGUGCUGUGUUAAAAACAGUGUAUUUUAUCACCUUCCUAAGAUGUGAUGGAUGUUUGUGGGAACAAAAAUUUGUUUUGAUGUAAUUUGUUUGUUGUAUCUUUUUUCAUCCAUUUCUUUAUCUGUACUAUAUUCAUUUCCUGAGCUUUGUCUAUGAUUCUGCUAACGUAGUGUACAGAAUAAAGUUUUACUGACUAAUACAUGUGCUUUUUUUUAAAUGAAAUGGGACUGUGUUUUUAAAACUCCAAUGCAUGUAGAGACAGCUGAGGUGUACAUUAGAGUGGUGAAAGACAGUCAGUCACUGACAUUAUCCAAAGCUACAGGACUGACCAUUAAGACAGAUGUUUUUCAUCUACAGUCUCACAGCUUUCUCAAGUGACACACCCUGGUCAGUCAAUCGCAGGGUUGACAGACAAAGACAGACAACCACACAUGCACACACUCACAACUUGUAGCCAAUUUACCUUAUGUGCAUGUUGUUGGGACUGUAGGAGGCGGGUGGAGUACCCAGAGAAAACCCACACAGAGCCUGGGUUUCCUCGAACCUGGAACCUUCUUGCUGUGUGGCGACAGUGCUAACCACUGCACCACCAUGCCGCCCCACUGCACAACUCUGUGAUUUAAAUUAUUAAUAAUAAUGCGUGCACAAAACCUGCCCAGGCUCGACUUCAUACCAUUUAAAAUGAAUUCAUAACUCAGCCUUGUGUUUCCCCUGUUUCUCCUAUAAGCAUAAUAAACCACACACACAAUGUAGUGUGUGUGACCCUGGAGCACGCGAGUGAAAAAAGAAGACUGUUGUUAAUAUUCCACAUUA